Messenger RNA from Ostreococcus tauri, 897 nucleotides. Its product is annotated as Zinc finger, CCCH-type. The record is from RefSeq and is a predicted model, not a curated record. The transcript has a single exon. NCBI's taxonomy places the organism in Eukaryota, Viridiplantae, Chlorophyta, Mamiellophyceae, Mamiellales, Bathycoccaceae. The coding region runs from base 1 to 897 and encodes 298 amino acids. Gene Ontology annotation, molecular function: RNA binding; metal ion binding.
AUGGACGACGACGCGGACCUGGACUUUGACUUUGAGGAUAAGCUCGACGCGAACGACACGCAACCGCAGGCCCCGCCCCCGGAGCUCAAUGAACGCGGACGUAAGAAUUACCGACAGACGGUCUGCAGGCACUGGUUGAGAAACUUGUGCAUGAAAGGAAACGCGUGCGGGUUCUUGCAUCAGUUCGACAAGUCGCGCAUGCCCACGUGUCGGUUUUACGCCAAGUACGGGGAGUGCAAGGAGCCGGAUUGUCCGUACAAGCACUCGUUGGAGGACGUGAAGGAUUGUAACAUGUUCAAGCUCGGGUUCUGUAUACACGGGAACUUGUGUCGGUUUCGUCACGUCAAGUUACCGGGACCUCCGCCUCCGGUGGAGGAAAUGGCACUGGUUGGACAGCCGGGGCACUUGCACGGGGCGAAAUCGUUCAAGCAGAGGGAGCGAGAGAAGGCGAUGGCGAUGGCGAUGCAGCCGCGGGAGGCGCCGGACGCGACGUUCAAGGCGCCGCCUCUGCCUCCAGGGCCGCCGCCGAAGCACUUGGCGCGCAAGGAGGAGCGGUUUGCUUUGCCAGAAGGGCCGAUGGAGGUUCCGGGGCCGCCGCCGGGACCGAUGGAGGUUCCAGGGCCGCCGCGCGGGGCACCGCCGCCGGGACCGCCGCCGCCGGGACCGCCGCCGUCGGGACCGCGGCCGCCAGGACCGCCGUCGGGCGCCCCCAGGGGUGCGGCACCCCCGCCGGGGGCUCCCCCGGGAGUGACGCCGGCACAGAGCGCACCUGCGGGCAAGUUACGAGGAUGGGGCGCGGGUGGGGUGAAACGCAAAGCGACAGAUGCGGGGAUUCAGGAUGGCAUGCCUGGCGCGGACGAAGAAGGCGGCGCGGACGGAUUUCCGGGCGCCGCGUGA